This is a messenger RNA of Drosophila nasuta, 587 nucleotides long. RefSeq lists its product as uncharacterized. The coding region runs from base 70 to 519 and encodes 149 amino acids. Lineage: Eukaryota; Metazoa; Arthropoda; Insecta; Diptera; Drosophilidae. The transcript has 2 exons. The record is from RefSeq and is a predicted model, not a curated record.
UUGUUUCACUUGUCAAUUAUUUAAUAAGUUGAUAAGAGUUGUUGUCUUUUUAAUUUAGUUAGAUUUGCAAUGUCAAAGCGUUCUUCUACCAAUUCAAAGAACAAUUCUGCAUCAACGCAUUCUUUAUCGUAUUUGAACCCAUACUUCAACGAUGUCAGAUUUCUCAUAGCCUACAAGAAGGCGCAUGCCUCAGACAGUCAUGAAGACGUCUCCACAUUGGCAUCGAUCACUCGAAGGGACAAAUUCUGCAAAAAGUGCUUCCUGACCGACGAAUUGUGUCGCUACUAUGCCAAAAGACUGAAGAUGCCAAAGGAAGGAGUCGCCAAUUUGCAGUCAAAGAAUAUAAAUGUCCAGCCAGAUGGGAGGAAGGAAAAGGCAGAGUUUAAAGCAGAGGAAGGCAUAGAAGGAGGAGCAGAGGAAUAUAGUAGUAGAAGGGAGCAGAAAAUGGAUCAGAGGGAGGGAAAGAGGCAGAGAAGAAAAAGAAGUAUAGAGGUAUUAAAAUUCAACUCCAUUCUUUAAUUGAAGGCAUUUCGAAAAAAGAAAAUAUAUAAUUGGAAGAAAUAAUACAAUUUCUACCAAAAAUAAGA